Molecule: messenger RNA, 1974 nt
Organism: Guyanagaster necrorhizus
Lineage: Eukaryota; Fungi; Basidiomycota; Agaricomycetes; Agaricales; Physalacriaceae
Product: glutamine synthetase/guanido kinase
Exons: 5
Coding region: 215-1639 (474 amino acids)
Molecular function (GO): glutamine synthetase activity
Source: RefSeq, a predicted model, not a curated record
UACCUUUUACGCUACUAUUCUCCGCGGCUCUUUUUUACUUUUGACUCCGUUUACUAGUUUCUGUUCCGACGAGUACAUAAACGCCACUCUCUGUACCAACCUUUUCUCUCUUAGACACUCGAUAGAGGAUUUUUACGAUUCGUCUCUCUCGUCCCACUUCGAGUUCUCUCUCUUGUUUGCCGCUACUGCCAACCCAGUAUCGUCACACAUCAUCAUGUCUCCCGACUACAGUCACGGUGUCGAAUAUUCCCCAUCUACUGUAUCCGCUGUGGCCUUCAAGGCAGAAGAUCUAGAAGGCUGGGGCGUAGCCUAUGUUCGUCUGACAUGGAUCGACCUCACUAGUGUCAUCAGAUACAGGGUUAUCCCCAUCACUUACUUCCUUAAAAUGCUCAAAUCCCAGCGACCCAGUAUCGCCAUGGCCAAAUGUGCAUUCGGCCUGGUGUAUCUCAACAUGGCCGACGAGUUUUCUCCUGUGGGCGAAUAUCUUUACGUGAUUGAUCUCUCUACCCUGAGGCUAUGUCCGUAUGAGGAAAGAACGGCCAGCGUUAUGGGCUGGUUCCAGGAAAAAGCACCCGUUACCAGCGCAGAUGGCCAGCCUACCGUUGAAGUCAGUAUUUGUCCUCGAGGUAACCUGCGCCGCGUCGUCGAACAAGCCAGGAAAGACGCCGCAGUUGAGUUCCUCGUCGGUUUCGAAAUCGAGUUCAUCCUCUUAAAGUCGACGAAACCUGUUGAGGCAGUCAACUAUCAUCAUUGGAGUGCCUCUGGCGGCCUUCCUUCUGGAAGUAUCGAGACCAAAGUCCUUCGUGAAAUUUCGGAUUCUCUGAUCAUGGCUGGAGUCGAUGUUACAAUGUACCACGCUGAAGCGGCGCCUGGUCAGUACGAGGUUGUCACUGGACCCUUGCAGCCUCUGGAGGCAGCUGAUGCGCUCGUCUAUACUCGCGAAACUAUCAUCAACGUCGCUGCGAAACACGGGCUCCGAGCUACAUUCGCUCCUCGUGUCUACAUGGACAGUGCGGGUAGCUCUGCCCACGUUCAUAUCUCUGUUCAUCCUAUCAACGGCCCUGAAAAGUCCGCAGACGCGCUUUCCUCCGCCGAGUCUUCCUUCAUUGCCGGAAUUCUCAAGGAAUUGCCUUCCAUGGCCGCUGUCACUCUUCCAACCCCAUCGUCGUACAAGCGGGUCGCCGAUGGCGUCUGGUCUGGCGGAACUUAUGUUUGCUGGGGUACAGAAAAUCGCGAGGCGCCUAUCAGGUUGACCAACCCCAAAUCGCCAUCUUCGCGUAACUUUGAGCUCCGUUUCCUCGAUGGAACCUGCAAUCCAUAUCUGGCUCUGUCUCUUAUUUUGGCAUCUGGGACGGCUGCGAUCCUGGACCAGAAGGCGUUGACCUUAAUAGAUUGCCCUGGACCACUGACCGCUGCACAAAUGAGUGCGGAAGAGCGAGAGGCACAUGGAAUCACGGAUCGUCUGCCCUUGGAUUGGCACUCUGCUAGGGAAUUAUUUACAUCUUCUAAGCUUAUAGAAAAAAUCUUUGGCAAAGAACUGAAGGUCAAAUACCUCUCCGUGAACAAGCUGCUUGCACAAUGUUUAGAACAAGAUAAGGAAGAGUCAGACAGGUUGACGCGCAUGGUGGAAUUCUAUUAAUAUGUCUGCCACAUUUAACACCCUCGGGUAGCCAGCCAUCUGGCAGACUGUAAUACUAUUCGCAUUGUAUGCUGAUGAUUUUUGAUGAUGAAGUAAACGCCGAUCCCCUCCUUCCUAUCAGGAAUGAGAGCAAGCGCCGCUCUUUUGCAACUACGCGCCGAUGGUCCGCCGAAUUUUAAGCGUCGCGUAGAGGUCUAUGACCCUGAUGCCGGCAAAUGCAUUAUCGCAGGAAGACCAUCGCAGAGACGGGGUAAACAGUGCUUACUGAUAUUCUUUCCCAGGUCGAUGCACACUACCAUUAGAUAUUAAUUUAUAGCUUACAUGUGUUGCUAAAU